This is a messenger RNA of Lycium ferocissimum, 654 nucleotides long. Its product is annotated as auxin-responsive protein SAUR32-like. NCBI's taxonomy places the organism in Eukaryota, Viridiplantae, Streptophyta, Magnoliopsida, Solanales, Solanaceae. Gene Ontology annotation, biological process: response to auxin. The record is from RefSeq and is a predicted model, not a curated record. The transcript has a single exon. The coding region runs from base 113 to 484 and encodes 123 amino acids.
CCCAUUCAACAACUCUCCCAUCUCAAAUUCAACUUCUGUACAAAAUAAAAACACAAACCUAAAAGAAUUGUAUUGUUUUCCUUAGAGUCGGUCUUGUUUAAUUUCGAAAGAAAUGGGGAGCGGAGACAAACACCAUCAUUUGAAAUUCCAUGUUCAAGUGCACCUGCCUAAUUUUCACUUUCAUCAUCAUCACCAUCAUCAUCAUGGACAUGGGCAUGAGAAUAUUGAGGAAUUCAGGGACAUACCAAGAGGGUGCGUUGCGGUGAUGGUUGGUCAAGGGGAAGAGCAACAGAGGUUUGUCAUACCAGUGAUGCACAUCAAUCAUCCUCUCUUCAUCCAGUUGCUCAAAGGAGCUGAGGAUGAAGUUGAAUUUCAUCACAAUGGUCCUAUUAAUAUCCCUUGUCAUGUCGAGGAGUUUCGUUACGUUGAGGAUAUCAUAGACAAAGAUAAUAAUAAUCACCACUUAUGGUGCUUCAAGGCCUGAUUUAGUGUGUAUAUAUUUGCUUGGGUUAUUUCUUGUUUUAGGUGAUCCACGUUCUUUAAGGUCAUCUAAAUUACGGUCUAAGCCCUGUUUUUUCCUUUUCUUGAUUAUAUGUGUACCCAUGACGAUGACGAAAAUUGAAUGAAAAUACAGCUGCCUCUAGAUUUUUCUUC